AUGGCGACGCGUUUUGCAGAGGGAUGGGCCCGAUUCAUUCCCAUGAUCGGGUACCAUCAUGUGUUGAUGAUUAUUAUUGCUGUUGCUAUUAUUUUGCUAUCUCUCCUGUUGGCUGGGUGCUCUUCAUCGUCCCCACAGAUUCCCGAUAUCUUCCUGAUAUCAUUGUACUAUGAAAAGUACGCCCCGUUAUUCGACAAGUCGCAGGUCGACCCUGGGGUGGUGACGGCCAUGUCCAAUAUCGUCGGCGCUGCUGAGCUGGAAGUCCGUGUUGGAUACUUUGGUAUCUGUGUUCAGCCCGAUGGCGGCUCGUUCAUCUGCAAUGCCAACGCCACGGCCCUGGCCGAGAUUGUGACUGUUGAUCAGGACCCACUCAACUUGAUUUGGGUUGCUUCGACCUUUAAGGACGCGGUAGUAUUCCCGUACCUCCUGAUUGUCGCCGUGGUCCUCGCCUUCUUCUGCUUCAUUCUCCUCGCAACUUUCCCCGGCUGGCACGAGGAGCGCGAUGAGUCCGGCUCUGACGUUGAGGUUAAACCUUUCCCUUCGCGACCCGUUUCCCAGGCCGCACUCGCCCUCAUCUUUAUCUCCUCCGUGUUUGUGCUCGUCUCAGUACUAUGGCAGCACACGGCAUCCGUGGCAGCGAGUACAAUCGCCCAAGACAUGGGUAACGGCAGCGUGAAGAGCGGUGUUGGUACUUCAGCCAUGGUGCUUGGUUGGUUCGGUUUCGUUCUUUUGGUCGUCGUGACCAUCGGUCUACUCGUGAUGAUCCUCAGCAUCAGUCUGAUUAGGAAACUGACGGAUGAAGAAUGA
Molecule: messenger RNA, 807 nt
Organism: Penicillium cinerascens
Lineage: Eukaryota; Fungi; Ascomycota; Eurotiomycetes; Eurotiales; Aspergillaceae
Product: Fig1 domain-containing protein
Exons: 4
Coding region: 1-807 (268 amino acids)
Biological process (GO): conjugation with cellular fusion
Cellular component (GO): mating projection tip; membrane
Source: RefSeq, a predicted model, not a curated record